Tremella mesenterica DSM 1558 is the source of this 3448-nucleotide messenger RNA. RefSeq lists its product as uncharacterized. The transcript has 9 exons. Bases 587 to 3355 code for a protein of 922 amino acids. Lineage: Eukaryota; Fungi; Basidiomycota; Tremellomycetes; Tremellales; Tremellaceae. The record is from RefSeq and is a predicted model, not a curated record.
CCUUUCUCACGACUGCGAGUUCUUUCCGACUCUUCCUGGUAAGAGAAGGCGAUCAACGGCGUAUUGUCUGUGGAUAGGGGCGGGGAAAAGGUUCCUUCAUUACUUGGAGAAAAGCUGUCGGGUCUUCAGCUUUCGCUGUCACUCAUCACCGUUCAACACGGUACGAGCCCUUCUUGGGGCUCGGAGGAUUGACCAGAUACCCUUUUAAGCUCUAUAAAUUGCUUCAGUGAAAGAUGGGGGCAGUCACACCCCAGUUUGGUCCGAAACCCAUCGGGCCCAAGUAUGGCCAACCCAUCGUACCAAACCUCAAUGUCAAACAUGUUUGUCCUAAUUGUCGGAAUAACCCACCCAACAUCAUUGAGGAAUAUUCCAAAGGUGACUUGGUGUGCGGGGACUGCGGUACCAUCCUUGGCGACAGAGUCGUUGAUACGAGGAGCGAAUGUGAACCUUCGCUAGCGAUGAAGGCGGAGCCGAUCCUUCCCGUGUUGGUCAAGCAGGCAACGGAUUGAUCAAGAACGAUCUCGACACGCAAGUCUCCGGUCUUGACGGUCGUUCUGGUCAAUCUGGCGCUUUAGCUCGCGCUCAAAUGCGUGCGAAUGCUGCCACCGGUGGUCUAGGUCGAUCAAAUCACAAUGCUAUCACAAACAUGUUUGGAAAGAUCCAUCAGAAAUGCGAUGCUAUGCAGUUACAACCAAAUAUCACUCAACGUCAAAGAGGAUUACGCCUAGUGCUUGUCACAAUCAUGGCUGGUGAUCACAAAUGUCCUUUGUGUUCGGCCACCUUUACACGACCUCAACAUGUCGGAAGACAUCUUCGAGCACAUACUGGCGAUAGACCAUACGAAUGCAAAGAGUGUCCACUUCGUUUUGCAAGAAGUGAUCUACUAUCUCGACAUGUGAACAAGGCUCACAAAUCCCCCGAUGGCGUUGAUCAAAUUACGACGAAGAAGGAAAACAAGAAGGGUCGUCGUAAAUCUAUUGCCACCUCUGUCAUAUCUGACAGUCCUGUCGAACCUGAACCUGAAUCAUCUCGCCGAGCUUCGUUUGAUCAACCCGGAUUACAAGCUCAGAGAAUGUAUCCCAACCAUCCCUUACUCGCUAAUCCUCCUCAACCUUCCCAAGUACUCCCAUUUGGCGCUGCGGGCUGGACGAGCGGGCAGAUGAGCAUUGGACCCAGCGGCGACUUGAACCAUCUCAUGCCCGAUCUCAGCGUGGGAAUGGGAUUUCAAGGCGGAGCUCUCGGUUCCCACUUGAGCGGACUGAAGCCCGAACAACAAGGAAUGACGUCUGUUCCCAUGGGUAGGAAUGGAAGUCUAUCCAGCCUUUCGAGUGUGGGUUACGAGUUUGGUUUCAAGAAACGAGCGUGUGACCAGUGCAAUCAUUCCAAGCCCCGCUCUCGUACCGUCACUCCCAUUCUCGCAAAUCGUGUAUCUCCAAUCAACGCCGCGGUGAACAACAUUGCGACUCCUAUGUCUGGAUCCACCAACUCUUCCCCAUUGACCCAAUUUCCCUCUCCCGUUCAGUCUGCCCCGAAAUAUAGCCCCCCUAGGUCCGUCAGACAGAACGGCUCUAUGGCUGCUCCUGGUCAGUACAGUGAUUCGAAUCAGCUUCAAACGGCCGACCCUUUAUCAGGCGCUUGGUCACAGGAAUAUUAUGUCUCCGAACCUGUUCCGCUUCCUACCAGCCAGUGGUCGACGCCGCCUAUACAUCAGGCCAUGGUGGACCAGCAUUUCGUAGGAUCCCACAACUUGCAAUCUACGUCCAUCUACGCCUCUCCCGGUCAGAUGAACCCGCCACUGCCCCCCGCUCCUCAAAACAGACCCAUGCGAUCGCUGCCAGGCAGCUUCGCAUCAGGCAAGUCCUCGAGCUCAUCACCACCUGGCAUGGAUCCGACCCCAUCUCUCACUAGCCUCACCACCAUCAGUCCGAGUAGCAGCGAUGAGCUCUCCCCUCCGCGCAACAGUGGCAAUGUCCAGACCACUCCCCCCGGGAUAUGGAACGUCGGGAAAGUCCCAAUUCGUCAAAGCUCUACCUCCGAUCAGUCUGUCCUCGCGUCUCCAUAUACGCCUGCGCAGAUUCACUCAGGCCUUCCUGGAUCUCUCACCGUGCCGAACAUGCCCAACGACGUUUCAUGGUAUUCAACAUCGACCUUCGAUCCAUCACACCAGCUUUCGUCCUCGUCUACUAGUGAGGGAGAAGAUGCGCGCUUCGACUCUGCCAUAGCGUCUGAUUUCCUUAACAUGGACGAGGAAACCAUUCAAAGGGCUAUAGCACAACAUCAUCGUCGCCGUUCUUCUACGGGCGUGUGGGCAAAUGCGUUCAACCAAAUGUCCCUACGAGAUGUCGUCCCUCAGCUUGCUUCGAGCGACACUUCAAACUCCUCCACCAUGUUCACGAACCCGUUAAUGGCGUCACAGCUCGCUCAACAUGUGCAGAAGCAACAUGAUCCCAGACGACCUACCGUUUCGAUCGCGCCAAUCGCAGAUGGUGAUAACGCCAAGGUACCGACCCUGGCCGAUUUACAAGAUGUUUGGAAGCAAUUCAUCUCGGAUCCUAUGAACGGUUUUGCUCUCGGGGAUAAACCUCGCACAGACGAUGAUUUGGGAGUUUCAGUGAUAACACCCAGGCCAGGAUACGGACGCACACUAAGCAAAAGCAAUUCGAUGCCUGAUCUGAAAUCACCCGGUCUCACUGCACGACCGGCAGCCAAUGGGGUCAAUGGUCUGCCCUUACCCACUCCGACUACGGAAGAAGCCAUGCAAAAGUGGAAAGUGGAAUUGCAAAAUCGACAGACAUCUUUCAACAUGCAGUUUGACGUCAAGCGCCGAAGCGGUAGUAUAUCUUCCUCUGCCCAGUCCAACAACAGUCAAUCGGGGGGAAAUCUACCACCGAGACUCAUUCCCAAUCCUAUCAGUAACACGACCACUCAAUCGGCUCAUUCAACCAUCAGACCAAUGGCCAGUGCUGUACAACGAUCUUCGGCAUUACAACAAACCCUAGCUCCGCAACGACUACCCUCCUUCGGUUUACAGCAUACACCGUCACCUUAUGGCGGUCCGAAUGGACAUUACUUCUCGCCCGCGGAAAAUCAGAAACAUACUUCUAUGUUUGCGCGGCCGGGGAACAAACGUCUAGCCUCUCAGACUUUGGUGUCGCAAGAAGGGAAAAGAGCUUCUUUCUCAUUAUGGGAUGGGGAUGAUGGUGUAGAGGGACCGUCGGGUUUGGACGCGACGGGUUGGUCAGGAGUACCGUUGUAUCCAGUGGCGAGUGCUGGUUUGGCUCAGGAUAUUCAUAGCAUGGGAGGGAAUGGACAACCAACGCCUGUGUUCUUCCAGACCUGGCCGCCGAAACAAUAAGUUUGAUAUCGGGACUUUGAUCUGGGCUACGUGUUGUUUUAUCUGAGUUUACCUUUGCGGAUGUGAUUUGAGAGAUUGCUGGGGUGUCUUGGG